This is a messenger RNA of Capsella rubella, 3483 nucleotides long. Its product is annotated as trichohyalin. Lineage: Eukaryota; Viridiplantae; Streptophyta; Magnoliopsida; Brassicales; Brassicaceae. The coding region runs from base 235 to 3228 and encodes 997 amino acids. The transcript has 2 exons. The record is from RefSeq and is a predicted model, not a curated record.
GGGGAAAACAAAAAAAAACUUGCGCCGCGUUUCACUUUCAACGCCUUUCAUUCAUAGGCUUUGGGGUUCGUUUGUUUCGUCUUCUCCAAAUCAAAUCCAGAGAGCUCUCUGAGUCUCUCUCUCUCUAUCUGUGUGUUGUUCUUUGUUCUUACGAGAGUUAUUUCUUGAAGAUUUCGCUCGAACGUUGUUGCUUAGAGCUCAGAAUCUGUAAACACCUGUCGGCGAGGAAAAAAAAUGGAAAUGGAAGUUGUUUUGGGAAUCGGAGAAGAAGAGAAGAAACUUAAAGCAGCUAGUUGUUCUACGGAGAUUGAAUCGGGUAAGGAACACGAUUCAGGUGAGAAAACGGUACAAGAUGAUGGUGUUCUUCGAGAUAACGGUGUUAGGGUUUCUGUGAACGGAGAUAAAAAGUCUGACGACGAUGUUGUUGAGGAGGAGAAAGAUAAGGUAAGCGUUGUUGAGGCUGAGAUAAAUUUGAAGGAAUCUGUUGUUGUUGUUGAAGAUUGUGUAAUGAAUGGGGUUUCUUCGUUGUUGAAAUUAAAGGAAGAUGUGGAAGAUAACGAAGAAGAAGAAGAUGGUGAUGAAGAGGAAGAGGAUGAAGAAGAAGAAGAGCAUGGGUACUGUGUUGGAGAUUUUGUGUGGGGUAAAAUCAAGAAUCAUCCAUGGUGGCCUGGUCAGAUUUAUGAUCCAUCUGAUGCUUCGGAUUUGGCUUUGAAGAUAAAACAGAAGGGGAAAUUGCUUGUGGCCUAUUUCGGGGAUGGGACAUUUGCUUGGUGUGGUGCGUCGCAGUUGAAACCGUUUGCUGAGAGUUUUAAAGAGUGUUCGAAGGUGAGUAACUCGAGGAGUUUCCUCGGUGCGAUGGAAGAGGCCGUUGAAGAGAUGGGGAGACACAUUGAGCGUUUAUUGGUAUGUGAUUGUGCUGAGGGGAAGGAUAAGUUUGAUAGUCGUGCCGUUAACAAUGCUGGGAUUAAGGAAGGGGUUUUGGUGCAUGAUUUGAGACGGGAAAUGAUUGCGUCUUUGCUGGUUGGGAAACAUGGAGAGAUUCUUAAAGAUGUUAAAUGCUUUGCAGAGACUGUUAGUUUUGGUGGGUUGCUUGAGCUGGAGAUAUUGAAAAGGAAGGUAUCUGCCUUUUAUCGGUCUAAAAGAGGAUAUGGUUUGAUUGAGUAUCAUGAGCCUCAAUCAGUUCCAGGACUUGAAGACAAAAACAAUAGUGAUGAUGAUGAAGAAGAAGACGAGAAUGUUAAUGAUGGGUUCGAAUGGCGUGCUAAACGUUCUAGCAUAGAAGAAGCAGCAGAUUUGGAUCCUGAAGAGUCGUCUCUACAUAGAUCGCUAGAGAAGUGUUCUGGGUUUCCUGAUCAUAGGCUGCUCCACAGAAGGAAGGAGAAAAGUAUUGCUGAUAUAUUGGAGAAUGAGUCCUCUGCGAAGGUAAGAUUUGAGACAGAUCCAGUGAAUGGAGAUGUAAAGUCAAAUGCAAAGUCGGGUAGGAAAAAAACAAAACGCUCUGAUCAAGUUAAUGGUGAGCUUGAAAAUAUUACCAGCUCUACACAGAGGAAAAGAAAGAGUGAUGCGAGUCACAAGCACGUGGAAGAAAGUAGCAAAGGCGAAACUUCGAGGAAGAAAAAGAAAAGGGAUGUGGAUGUGGAUGAUGAUGGGAGUGGAGACAGAGAAGAGACUCAGAAAAACGAGACUUCGGAUCUGGAAAUAGAUAUUGAUUCAACUCCCUUAGCUUCACUGCGGAAAAAGGUCAUGGUUGAUGCUUCCAGUGUUGAAAAUAAUGCUGGAAAUGGCGAGACCGCCACACAAUCAUCAAAGAGGGAGAGGAAGAAGAGCAAGUACCUUUCGCCUGAUUUCUUGUCAGAUUUUUCUCGGAAAGGGGGUAAAAAGAGCAAACUUGAAUCUGAAUCUUCUAAAAUUUCAAGUCAGAGCCAAGUAGAAGAGCAAAUGGCCGAUGCUAAUGGCAGCAUCGUGGCAGUGGAAGAAGAUAAGUUGGAUAUACCAUGUGAACCAUCAUUUGAUAAUGGAUUAGGUCGCGAAGAACUGUCAGAGGAACUAAGUAACGCUGUCGAUUUUCUGAGGUUGGGAGCUACGCCAAAGGAAAUGCAAGAUCUAAUCCGUCUAGCAGCUCUUGGUACACAGUAUCCAAAAGAAAAUAGCUCAAGAGAGAUGGUAAGAGAAUUCAUGACCAUCUAUAGAAGCUUCACAUAUCAUCAUGGAGCCAAUCACAAGAUUUUAGGGGGUUAUGAUAGUUCAGAUAGAGAAAAGGAACAACUGUAUGAGACACCCAAUCCCGAGACUAAGGUGAAAGAGAAAAAAGAUAAGAAGCGUAAAGUGAAGCAGCAAGAGGAGGAGAUUGAGGAAACUGGAAAAGAAGAGAAUGAGACAGACAAGAAUGGGGAUAUGAAGAAAGAGCGAAAACAUAAGAAGUCUAAAUCAAAGAAGCAAGCCGAUGAAGGAGAAGAAACCCAGAAAGAGUCAAGUGAGUCGACAAAGAAAGAGAGAAAACGUAAGAAGUCUGAGUCAAAGAAGCAAGCAGAUGGAGACGAAGAAACUCAGAAAGAGGCAAAUGAGUCAACUAAAAAUGGGAAAAAACGUAAGAAACUUGAAUUAGAGAAGCAAGUGGAAGCGGAUAAAGAAGAUACCAAAAAAGAGUCAAGUGAGCCAACCAAGAAAGAGAAAAAACGGAAGAAACCUAAACAUGUCGAAGAAGAAACCCAGAGUGAGACUGUGAAACCCGAAAAGAAGAAGAAGAAGAAGAAAAGAGAGGGAAAGUCUAAAAAGAAAGAAACCGAAAAGGAAUUUGCAGGAGCUGAGCUAUAUGUUACAUUUGGUCCUGGUUCGAGUUUGUCUAAAAAGGAAGAUUUGAUUGAAAUAUACGAGAGGUUUGGAUCAUUGGACAAAGAAAGAACUGAUAUGUUGGACAACAACUUGUCUGCCCGUGUUGCAUUCUUGGAUGUAGCUGAUGGAGAAAAAGCCUUUGAAUCCUCACAAGAGAAAUGCCCGUUUACUUCUAGUUCGACCGUUAAGUUCAGGCUCAAGUAUCCUAACGAGAGAACAGAGGAGAAGAAAACUAAAGCUGAAGUUGCAGAGGCGACAAGGGAGGUGGAUUAUCUGAAGAAAAAGAUGGACGAGAUGAGAAUGUUGCUUGAUGGAUGUGAAGGAGGAAUGACCGAAGAAGUAAGAGUGAAAUUUGAAGAUGAGAUGGUAAAUUUGUUGGAGAAAGUGAGAAAGUAAGAGAGAUGAGAUGCCCUUUAGGAUUAUAAUUUAUGUUUUUAUUUUGUUGGUUGAGAAUCUUGAGGAGACUUUUGCAGGUUUUAGGAUAUUUAUGGUUUCUGCAAAACAAAAGACAAAUAUUUUGGGAAGUUGAUGAUACUAUGAAUCUUGUCAUAGGUUAGAGAGUUUAGAUCGAUGUUUCUAUGUUUUUUGUGUAGACUUUUCACAAGUUUACAAAAUUUGGUACUAAACCCUGCUAUUGGGCUUUUUGGUAUA